AUGCCCGCCUCCGCUGACACCGAGAAGUCCUCACUAGCACUCCUACGCAACUUCAUGAGCCAACUCACGGUAUGCACUGUGCCAACCGUCACGCUCAGCAAGGUGCUCACCAUCGUCGACAAGUGGUACGCGCUGCAUCUCGAGAAGAUGUCAUAUGGGGGGAUUGAGGACUCACGCAUGCUCAGUGGUGGGCUUUUCAACAAGAAUGUUACGCACUCGGCUCCCCUUCGACUGCGGAAUAUCUUUGGCCGUCCGCUUGACUACAUCAAGAUUCUAGCUGAAUUGGUGAUUACAGAGUUUGGUGUUUGGGACAUCGCGCAGUAUGUUUUUUUUUUUUUCAACACCACUGUCACCACCAAACACCCUGUGCACAAGUCCUACAACAGCAGCAUUGCUCUGGAUAUCGUUACCACCGUCGGCAAAGCACGUAAACUCUAA
Molecule: messenger RNA, 438 nt
Organism: Psilocybe cubensis
Lineage: Eukaryota; Fungi; Basidiomycota; Agaricomycetes; Agaricales; Agrocybaceae
Exons: 3
Coding region: 1-438 (145 amino acids)
Source: RefSeq, a predicted model, not a curated record